This is a messenger RNA of Xiphophorus maculatus (southern platyfish), 7485 nucleotides long. It is a transcript of the gene eif2ak3, whose product is annotated as eukaryotic translation initiation factor 2 alpha kinase 3. Gene Ontology annotation, molecular function: ATP binding; protein binding; protein kinase activity. Bases 207 to 3512 code for a protein of 1101 amino acids. The record is from RefSeq and is a predicted model, not a curated record. Gene Ontology annotation, biological process: protein phosphorylation. Lineage: Eukaryota; Metazoa; Chordata; Actinopteri; Cyprinodontiformes; Poeciliidae. The transcript is spliced from 18 exons.
UCAGUCUGGUAUAAAGGGAAUAACAUGGUGUCCCAGAGGCUGUUUAUGUUUACUUAAAGAACACGUUCAAGUGGGGCGUAUUUCUAGACAGAGAGAAUUUUUUUUAUAUCGUUUGAGUUUUUUUACACUUAUUUUAUUUUCAUGUUCAGAUUUACUUGCUUAGUGGCAUGUAAAUCAGCUACUUUACUAAUGUGCCAGUCUUACAAAUGGAAAGGGGGCUUCACUUUGGAAGCGUGAGCAUUACCCUGGUGCUCCUGCUGCUGCUGCUGAAAGCGCUCAUAGGUUUCGGGACUUCGGAAGCUCAGGGCUCCGCCACCGGACUGGAGCCGGGGUCCGACAGCCGGGGUUCGGCGGCGACCUCGGGAGAACAUGGUCCCACCGCGGCCGUGGAGGACGUCUGCAUGGAGAACACGGGCAGCGCGGUCACUGGAGCUGACGUUACGGUGGAGGACGAUGAGAACUGGUCUGCAGGGGAGGCCGAAGAAUCCCGCGGAGAAAGUGACGGAAAUGUUCGACUUACGAGGUCACUCGUGAUCAUCAGCACCCUGGACGGGCGGAUCUCGGCGCUGGAUCCUCACAACCAGGGCAGGAAGCAGUGGGACCUGGACGUGGGCUCAGGGUGCCUGGUGUCCUCCAGCCUCAGCAAACCUGAGGUGUUUGGCAAUAAGAUGGUCAUACCUUCGCUUGACGGUGCCUUGUUCCAGUGGAACCGGGACAGGGAGAGUAUGGAGGCUGUGCCUUUCAGUGUUGAGUCGCUGCUCGAGUCAUCCUACCGCAUCGGAGAGGACACCGUUCUGGUCGGGGGCAAGUCCCUCACUACUUAUGGUCUGGGGGCCUACAGUGGCAAGCUCCGGUACAUUUGCUCUGCGGGAGGCUGCAGUCGGUGGGGGGACGAAGAGAUGGAGACGGAGGACAUUCUCCUGCUGCAGAGGACUCAGAAGACAGUACGAGCCAUCAGGCCUCGAUCAGGAAUGGAGAAGUGGAACUUCAGUGUUGGGAGCUUUGAGCUCAAACUGGUCCCUGAGAAACAGUCCGGAAUGAACUUUCUGGAGGGAGACUUGGCGAACGAUGACUCCUGGAAGGAAAGCCAGCGAGUCAUCAUCGAUGAACCAAAGGAGAGGGAGCACAUGGACAACAAGCAGAACCAAAACCAACAUUUGAACCUCGUCAUCAAAGUGUCUGUUCCCGAUUGGAAGGUCAUGGCCUUCAGCACCGAGUCCAGCGAACAGCUGGUCUGGGAACAUCAGUUCUGUACACCCAUCGCCUCCGCCUGGCUGGUGGGUGGGGGUAAAGUCACACCGAUCAGCCUGUUUGACGACACCACCUACAACAGCCGAUCAGAAUCUAAAGAGGACGAUGAGGAGGAGUCCAAUAAAGCCCGGAGUGCUGCAGAGUCCAGUGUCUACCUCGGGAUGUUUCAGGGGCAGCUCUACCUUCAGUCAUCAGUGAGGAUCUCUGGAAAGUUUCCCUCUAAAGCUAUCGAAUCGGAGAAAGAUGUAAUUUCUCUCCCCACCGUCAAAUGGAAGCCGCUUAUACAGUCCCCGUCUCGGACUCCGGCGCUGGUGGGCUCUGAUGAAUUUGACAAGUGUCUGAGUAACGACAAGUAUUCCCACGACGAAUACAGCAACGGCGCCUUGUCCGUUCUUCAGUAUCCUUACGACAACGGUUACUACUUCCCCUACAGCAAGAAUUACCGGGAGAAACGUGAAAGUGCCAUCAGUCUGAUAAAGAGAAAUGAGGCGGGCUCGGACAACCGCAGGAGGAAGGACCCUGUGCUGCUGCUGCCCUGGUGGAAGGAAAUCCUCGGCACCAUCGUCUUCUGCAUCGCUGCCACCACCUACGUCGUCCGCAGGUUCUUCCACCCGCCUGCCCCUGUGGCCUACGUCAGGCAACGGAAAGAGUCCGAGACGCAGUGCCAGACCGACAGCAAGUUUGACCUUGAAGUCGUCGAAUCCAAAGAGCCGGUUGCCGUGGAGAACCGCUUCAGCGAAUAUGUGUCCAGGUACCUAACUGACUUCGAGCCUGUGCAGUGCCUCGGCCGUGGGGGCUUCGGCGUCGUCUUUGAAGCUCGCAACAAGGUGGACGACUGCAACUACGCCAUCAAAAGGAUCCGCCUGCCCAACAGGGAGCUGGCCCGGGAGAAGGUGAUGCGAGAGGUGAAGGCCCUGGCUAAGCUGGAGCAUCCAGGGAUCAUCCGCUACUUCAACGCCUGGCAGGAGAGCCCCCCCGAGGGCUGGCAGGAGGAGAUGGACCGGAGGUGGCACAAGGACGCCAGUACCACUGACUGGCCAAUGAGCAUCCCUGACCACAUGGAGGUGCUGUCGGUCAAAGUCCCCGUGUCCAGCUCCGUGUCCCCCGCGUCCGGUCCAGACGGAGACACAUCUGUCAGCGCUCAGGCGCUCCUCUCCAACGCCGGCUUCAGUGCCGACGACGGAGACGGCGACCUGUCCUUCCAGCCGCUGCCGGGCCACGACAGCCUGAUGUCCGAGCGGGACAGCCAAGCCGACCCCGACGCCUCCGACACCCCCAACUCCUUUGAGCUGUGUCCGCCCCGCGGCCCCAGCGACUGCACCUCCUCCUCCUUCGACAUCGUCUUCGAGGACUCCGGCUGCGAUCGGGAUGCCGACGCUGACACGGACUCGGGCACGAGCGCCGCCGGUCCCGGAACGCUCACAGAGAAGAAGAGUUCUUCUUCUUCUCACAGCAGGCAGGAGGAGGCUGCGCCACCGGCUUCCUCCAGUCCUCCUCGACCGACCUCCCUCACCCUGGCUCUCCCAGCCACACAACCGAUCCAGCGCUUCCAGCCUUCCCCAAAGGUGUACCUGUACAUCCAGAUGCAGCUCUGUCGGAAGGAGAACCUCAAGGACUGGAUGGCUCAGCGGUGCCUCCCGGACCAGAGGGAGCUCAACCAGUGUCUGGACAUCUUCCUGCAGAUCGCAGAGGCCGUUGACUUCCUGCACACCAAGGGCCUGAUGCACAGAGACCUGAAGCCUUCCAACAUUUUCUUCACCAUGGACGACGUGGUGAAGGUGGGGGACUUCGGCCUGGUGACCGCCAUGGACCAGGAGGACGACGAGGAUGAGCCCAGCGCCUUGACCCCCGCCCCGCUCCUCACCCGGCACACGGGCCAGGUCGGCACCAAGCUCUACAUGAGCCCGGAGCAGCUCUCCGGUAACUCGUACUCUCACAAGGUGGACAUCUACUCGCUGGGGCUGAUCCUGUUCGAGCUGCUGUACCCCUUCAGGACCCAGAUGGAGAGAGUGAGGACGCUCACCGAGGUGAGAGCUCUGCGCUUCCCAGAACUUUUCUCCAGAAACAACGCUGAGGAGCUGAUCAUGGUGCGCAGCAUGUUGUCUCUGAGCCCCGGCGAGCGUCCCGAGGCGGCCGACAUCACUGCCAUGUCCCUGUUCCAGGAGCUGGAGCUGCCGUGCCGGCUCGCCGUCAGGCAGCGCUCCCGCACCUACAGCUCCUCCUCCAUGGGCCGCCCCGCACGCCAGGCGUCCUCCAGCUGAAAACGCUGCGUGCGACGACUGCCCGAUACGAGAAGCCCCACCCUGCCCUGUCCGGUCGCAUCGCCAUCAGAGAAUAGCAACAAAAAACUUUUUAGACGUAGACUAUAUCCCGCACAGUUAACUCUAGACAAACAUCGUGGCAUUGAUCGUUCAUGCAGCGUUAUACUACCCAGCUUUCACCCUUUAAAACGGGGGAAAGUUUCUUUCAAAAGCAUUUUUCUUGUGGUUAUUUCAAUGAAACGAAGGGCAGGUUCUUUUUUUUUUCUUCUUUUUUUUUAUCCUGCUCUCAGCCAGCUGUGUGUAAACCUGCCCAGUGAUUUCUCUGCAGCGUUUACCUCUGAUCUGUCUCUAGAAACUGCCUCUUUUCUCACUCUUAACAAAAUCAUCCUCGACACCGAUGCUAAAAAAAAAACAAAAAACAAACAGAUCCGGUCAAAACGUGCUGCUCGCUCCCAACGUUGAGCCAGUGUUCAAUCCCACACCGCUACGCCUCAGGUAUGAAGAACCAAGGGGACACUCCUCACUCCGAAGGGGCCUUUGAUGCUCGUGCGAACACCGAGUGGUGUUCCCACACACAACCUGCCUGAUUUGGAAGACCAAAAAAAAAGAAAACAUUAAAAAAAAAGAAGACAACCAUCUUUUUUUCAUAAAUUUUUUUUUAAUAAGAGAUGAUGUAUUGCAUAGAGAGGAGUUUGAGUCCCGUCCGCCAGAUGUGACUUACCUUUAGAAAGGGGCCGUCUGCCCUCUCAGGCUGAAUGCUAGCGCUAACCCUCGUGUCGUUUUGCAUGUAUCAGACAGAAACGUGAAGGAAUGAAUGUGAGGUUGUUGUUUUUAUCUUAAAGCCAGUACUUUUUUCUCUGUAUAAAUUUUCCAGAUUAACUCCCGAGGUGCUCAAUCCUUUUCUAGCACCUCUUCUUUUCCAUUUGUACAUAGUUGAAGGCAAAACUUUGUUUAUACCCCUUUUUUCCCCCGCUUUGGUUAAGAUAAGUUUGACCAAUGUUGUACAUAUCGUAAUAUCAUUGCUUGUAAAAGGCUUUUUUUUUUUUUCAUAUUGACCUGUAAGAUAGUGUGAUAUACUGUGAGAGACGAAAACAAAGAGGAGGUUCGCUCUUUGCCGUUAAUGGAUAGCUGAAUGUUACAGUGUGACCCCCCCCCCGCCUGGAGACCAGACCACGGUGGUCACCUCUAUGAAAUUAUUCUCAGUGUUUGUUUUCACAUGUUUUUGGGGAACCAAGUGGAGGGCGUUGCCUUGCUUUGGAAAGAGAAGAAAAAAAAAACACCAGAGGGAAGCUUGCAGGACCCGGAGUGCCAUUUGGAAAGACAGCUAAGUGUACUUUUCUGCAACCGAUAACACACCUCUGAUUAUGGAUGAUUCAACAGCCUUCUGCUGGCGAUUCCCCCCCCCCUGAAACGCACAAAACUAAAACUUUUUUAUGGUUACAGUAAUAAAGGAAAUUGUUUGUUUUUUGUAGAGAUGCACCGCUAAAUUUUCAGUUCGACGGGCAAAUACAAAUCUCAAACAUCUGGUAUUCUUCCGAUGUGUGAACACACCAUACACAAGAAUUGUCAGCUAGUGAUAACAGUUCUCAGUGUGGAUGUUGUUACUGUGUGAAGAAGACCUAAGGUUUGUCAUUUCCAGUAUCGGUGAAAGCGUUUCAAGGUUCGGCUGCUACAACAGAGCUAGACUUCAAUGAGUUCUGGUCAUUGACUUUUGUUUAGCCCGUUUUGUAGCGAACGUUUUCAGCUGUGAAAAUAGUGGCCUGCCAAAAUGACGGCAACAUGUACCCACCUUUUAAAUUUGCCCGCUGGAACAAAAAAAGUCUGACCAACCUAUCCCCAUUUUGAAAAGGUCUGAUGUGUAGGAGCUGCUGAUGGGUACACUUUGUAUUCCAAAAUCAGAUUUUCCAAGUUCACAGUCAAAAAUACAACAAUAAGUCAGCCUAAAAUCCAAAUAAAACCUUCUGAUGAAGACCACAUGAGUUUUUGGAUCUCAUUAAGCUCAUAGCAUAUUUACUAUAAAUUUGAACAACUUGUAAGCAUGUACCUGUACUGUUUAAGUGCAUCAAAUGGAGGAAAAAUACAUUAUUAGCAUUUACAGCUCUCUACAGCUAGCCUGCGUAGCUAGCUGUAGUUGCACAUGCCACACUUAGCUUUAACGUCCUUCCUAAAUCUGAUCUUUUUUACUUUCAAUAUAGACUGAGCACUGAUCAGAUAUAACAUACACGAGAAAACAACAGAGGUGGUUGUUUUAAAUCUAACAGAAAAAUACAUUAUUAGCGUAUAGGAGCUAACUAUAGCUAGCAUCAUGGCAAUUAGCAACUCCAACUGAUGUCCAACUUGAAUUCCACACUUGGCUGCAACGUCUUUCCGAAAUGUAAUAUUUGAUGUUCAUACAGAGUGAACACUGACCUGAUAUAAAAUAUGGGGGGAAAUAGUGGAGUUAAUUGUUUUAAAUCAAACUUUAAAACAACUAACUUUGGGCUAACAACAGCUAGCAUCAUGAUAGUCAUUUUUACUGACGUGUGGCUAAAAUGCUUUUGAUCCGUUACUUUCAAUAAAGAUUGAAAACUGACCUGAUAUAAAAUAUAGGGCAAAGUAAUGGAGUUUAAAUUCAACAGAAAAUGAAGGAUAGUCCCCAUUUAUUAAUUGAAGCAUAUGUUUAUGACCUUCAUUCGAUUUUGAUUAAUUUUUCAUAUUGCACUUUGAAAAUGAGGAUAAAUGUUAGUUGAUGCAUUUGCAAACCUAAAGUAGUGUAAUCUUUGCAGUUUUGAUGCAUUUAAUAAAUGGCGUAAAAAGAAACCUGAAUAAAUCUGUGCUCAGAUCGGUGCAUCGCUGCAAAAAAAACACACACACAAAAACAGAAGUUGAGUUCUGCAGCUUUCCUGUGUCACAACAAUACAGCAUUUCCAUAAAAAGAGUUGGUUGGUACUGUUUUAUCCCCUCUGCUGUGUCUGUGGGGGACCUGGACCUGAUGACGGUUGUGUAAUCCACAUGGCCUUUGUUUUAAUGCGCUGGAAGAGUCACAUGACCUGAUUUUUGGAACUACACACACAAACUGUUAGCUGUAGGUUGUGCUUUCUAUGAUUGUACUUUUCUAAACACCUCUUUUUUCACAAUGAGUGCAGUUUUUAUUAUUAUUGUCAUUCUGCAGGGUUUUUAGAUCACGUUAGUCUUGACUGUGUCAGACGGAGGAAGUCAAACUGAUGGUUUUUGUUCGUUCAUCUGGUCAGUUUACACACGAUGAUUCAGAGUUGUAAAAUUAUCACUGUUUCCAAAUUUAAAGAAGGCCCACCCUGUUAAAAGUGGAAGCUGGGUGGAUUUUAAGUGAUUUCGCCUCGUCAAAACCAAACCCUCCUGGUGUUGUUUUUGUAUGUUACUUUAAUCCUUUUCUGACAUUUUUAAAAAAAAAAUAGAAAUAUUGUUGCAAUUUUUCUCUUUGAUUACUGGUUUAUAUUUCACGAGAGGGUUUGGAAUAAUCAUUCCUCAGGAGUUUUUGUUUCCAGAAUGAAUUUUGCUCCAAAUACAUGUUGGAUAACGGGACAAACCUUCACAACUGUAUUCGACUACAUUAGUAAAAUACCGCAUCAUCUUUGUAUACCGACUGCAGCAUUGCUGAUUGGUGGAUUAACAGUCAUACCCAGAAAAUGUGAUCCCAUCCUAAGUUUUCCGUCCUCGUUUGUUUUCCGUAAACCCGAGUAGUUUUCUCGGAUAAAUUGUUCGAAUGGAAACCACUUCCACUGCGCGUCUCGAGCCUCUGCCUGCACACGCAGACGCUUUGGUCUCUGUGCACCAAUCCCAUUUCUCCAUCUGUCCAUGUUGAACUGUAAAUAUGUCGAUUUGGUUUAUUUAUGUUUCGUGGGCGUGAUCAAUCCUUUGUGGGUUGGCGUUACACUGAGCGCUUCAUGCCAUGGAGCGCAUUGGAAUACGACUUCUUAUAAGUCUGAAUUUAAUAAACUGUUCUAUACAAUUUUCA